UUACUCAUUGCAAGUUGCUUUUAUAUGCGAGCAUGCUUUUAAUAUGAAACAAACGGUUUGACUGGUAUGAUCAAAGAAAAGUGUUGGAUACGUUUGAACGUUUGACGAGGAUUAAACUAACUUUCGUACGAAAGGAUAUAUUUAAUGACUUCUGUGGUGCAACCCAAAGGUGAGGACGUGAAUUCUGCGGAUUCUGGACCAGCAGAUUUUGAACGUGCGAUAUGCUUAUCAGGUUAUGGAAAAUUCAAUUAUUUAUUACUACUGGCUAUACUGCCAGCUAGUUUUGCCAGCAUAUUUUCAUCUUCAUCGACAGCCUAUGUUUUACCAUCAGCGGAAUGUGAUCUUGAACUAACCAUGAUUGAUAAAGGACUACUCAAUUCCAUGUCCUUUGCAGGUAUGAUCAGUACUAAUUUUCUAUGGGGAUUUAUGGCUGACACUUAUGGAAGGAAAAAAAUUAUGUUUUAUGGAUACAUGCUAACUGGUUUUAUCACAUUAGCCACGUGUUUCUCUCACAGAUCGUGGCUUUUAAUACUUUUCAAAUUUUUGGAAGGAUCUAUAAUAUCCGGUCCUUAUGCAGCUUUGAUGUCAUAUUUGGCUGAAGUACAUGAUGAAAAUCAUCGUUCACGUACUUACAUGUGGUUAGGUGUUUAUUUUUCAUUUGGAAAUAUUUCCUUGCCAUGUAUAGCAUGGUUAAUUUUACCCAAAAAAUGGAAUUGGAGUAUUAUACAUGGUUUCGUUGAAAUCAAAUCUUGGAGAGUAUUUUUAGCAAUUUGUUCUUUACCAUCAUUUUUGGCAUGCUUUGCUAUUUGUUUUUUUCCCGAAAGUCCACGAUUUCUUUUAUUGAAAGGUCGUCGUGAUGAAGCAUUGGAAAUUUUUAAGAAAAUCUAUUCAGUCAAUACUGGAAAACCGGCAGAUACUUAUCUUAUAAGGGAUCUAGAGGACGAGUAUUCAGUAAAAUCAUGUGGUGAUAAAUGGAAAGAAAAAGUACAAUCAUCAUGGGCACAAAUCAAACCACUUUUUUUACCACCAAACGUGUUUAAACUCAUAGUCAUAUCUUUGAUUCAACUUGGUGCUACGAUAGGAUCAAAUUCUUUGAGAUUAUGGAUGCCACAAUUAUUUUCUUUGAUAGAAAGUUAUAAAAUCAAUCACGUUGAAACAGAUCAUCAAGUAGGUUCUCGACCAUCUUUUUGUUAUAUAUUUAAUACUACGGAAAAUAAUAAUGAUAAUGUUACUACCAUUGUAAAUAAAACAGCUAAUACCAUCGUCGAUUGUGUUUCGACAGAACUAAAUUCUACUGUGUUCGUGAAUUCUAUAGUCAUCGCACUUACCGGUAUCAUUGGUUACACCUUGGCUGGCUCAUUGAUAACCAUCGUUGGAAAGAAAAAAUUAAUGGCAAUAUGUUUCCUCGUGGCAGCUGCUUGUUGUGGAUCAUUGUAUUGGACUAAUGAUACUAAUGGAAUAUUAGGAUUGUCAUCUGUAUUUGUAGCAAUGUCGAGUAUCGGUGGUGCUGCGGUGGUCAACAUAAUCGUUGAUAAUUUCCCAACGUGUCUAAGAACUAUGGCAGUUAGUACAGCCAUGACAGUUGGAAGAUGCGGUGCUGUGAUUGGUAAUCUUCUUUUCCCAGUUUUGUUUGGAUUAUCUUGUUUUGGGCCUUUUAUUAUGAUUGGUUCGGCUUGUUUAUUUGCUGCUGCAUUGGUCAUACUUUUACCACGAAAACCUGCCAUAAAGAAAAAACCAAAAGAAAUUCCAUGAAAUGGGACUUAAUGUGGGAUUUUUAACCUCGUAUCGAUAAAUUUAUUUAUUUAAAUAUAAAUAACGCACGCGUCAAAAUUUUUCUUGCUCCUCAUUUACUUUUUUUUUGUUUUUGUUUAUUUGUUUAUAUAAGUAAACAAGGUCGAUAUUAUCGAUCACUUUAUCGAUCACUUUCAUCGUGUAAAUAAGUUCGUUCAUAUUAAUUAUUAAGAAAAUUUUUCUUUAAUCGGUUAUAACCAUCAUUAGGUGAAUUUAUUUUAAUA
Messenger RNA from Polistes dominula (European paper wasp), 2015 nucleotides. Its product is annotated as synaptic vesicle glycoprotein 2B. Gene Ontology annotation, cellular component: membrane. NCBI's taxonomy places the organism in Eukaryota, Metazoa, Arthropoda, Insecta, Hymenoptera, Vespidae. Gene Ontology annotation, biological process: transmembrane transport. Gene Ontology annotation, molecular function: transmembrane transporter activity. The record is from RefSeq and is a predicted model, not a curated record.